CUCACGUCCUCCCAACGCUCCUUUUUCCGCGCCUUGUCUUCUCUUCUCACGUCCGGUCUUUCAUCGUCCUUUGUAGUCUCCCACACGGCGUGUUUUAUUUCUUCCGACAACUGCAAAAUGGCGCAAACUCCCCAGCAACGCCAGGCGAACAUGCGCUUUGCAAAGGCACAGGAGGCCAAGAUGGGCAAGCCGGAGCAGGUGGUCAAGGUCAAGCGCGAGCCGCAGAAGAGCCCCAUUAGCAAGUUCUGGGUCGUCAUCCUCGGCUUCGUACUCUGCGGAGGGCUCAUCUUCGAGCUCAUGAAGCUUUUCUUCUAAGUCAUCGCGCCCAAGUGAUCCCGGUCGGACUCGAUUGACUUUCUCAAUCGACCAUGGCGACGAUCAGUACAAAAUGGGCACGAGGGAGUUGCUGCAGGCAAUAGCGACGCAUAAAAGAGGACAAAGGGUAUACUGAGAGUUUUUUU
This is a messenger RNA of Dothidotthia symphoricarpi CBS 119687, 461 nucleotides long. RefSeq lists its product as uncharacterized. The transcript is spliced from 3 exons. Bases 118 to 315 code for a protein of 65 amino acids. The record is from RefSeq and is a predicted model, not a curated record. Gene Ontology annotation, cellular component: endoplasmic reticulum. NCBI's taxonomy places the organism in Eukaryota, Fungi, Ascomycota, Dothideomycetes, Pleosporales, Dothidotthiaceae.